AGCCCUGCUGCAAUCCAAUCUACAGGAACAAACCAUACGGAUCAUUAUGGAGUCGGGCGAUACCAAAGAAAUUGUCAUCGAGCCGUGCCGGUCGAAUGGCAGUCCGGAUGAGGGAGUGCUGGAAGAGAAGGGAGUCUUCCGCCAUUCACCCAAUGGCCCUGAUUUUCGAGCUGUGAGCUGGCAGCGCGCCACCAUUAUCUUCCUCAAGAUCCAGUUCGCGAUGAGCAUCCUGAGUGUCCCCGAGUCCCUGGCGACCCUGGGCGCCGUGGGCGGAGCGCUGUCAAUUGUGGGCUGGGAAGUCCUGAAUACCUAUACUGCGGUGAUUUUGGGCGAGUUCCGCAAUCGACAUCCAGAAUGCCACACGCUCUCUGAUAUGUGUGGCGUGGUGUUGCCUCGCGUGGGCAGGGAGCUGGUGGGCAUUCAGAUUCUCGUCGCUCAAGUCAUCAUCACCGCCGCCGGGAUUGUCUCCAUCUCGACUGCCUUCAACGCCCUCUCCCACCACAGCACCUGCACCGUCGCCUUCAACGCGAUCGCUGCGAUCCUCAUCACCAGAUUCUCCUCGAUCCGCACCCUGGCCCAUCUCGGGUGGAUCACCUGGGUGGGAUUUGCCACAUUCUUCAUUGCCAUCUUCAUCUUCGUCAUGUCGGUGACCCAGCUAGACAGGCCAGUUGGGGCACCCGCAACCGGCGAGUUUGACCUGGGAUGGAUAGCCAUCGCAUCUCCGACCUUUACCGCUGGCAUGCUCACGACGGCCAACAUCUUCAUCUCCAGCAGCAGGUCGUCGAUGUAUCUCCCGGUCAUCUCCGAGAUGCGGCGUCCCAGCAAGUACCAGAAAGCGGCAUUGCUGGCCGGGGCUAUCAUUAGAAUUGCCACCCCUGCGUUCGGCAGCGGUGGGCCAUUGUUUAAGAAGCUCUGCUACGGGCUGGCCCUGCCCGGCUUGGUCAUCGGGGUCGGCAUUUACCAGCAUGUGGCGGCGAAGCUGAUCUUUGUGCGACUGCUGCGCGAUUCGCACCAUCUCCAGGAGAAUACAGCAGUACAUUGGAUAACCUGGCUGGGGGCAAACCUGCUGCUUGGAGUCCUGGGAUUUGUGAUUGCUGAAGCCGUCCCCAUCCUCAAUUAUCUUCUCGGCCUUGCGGGCUCCCUGUGCUUUGCACCAUUUAGUCUCAUGUAUCCGGCGAUGCUCUGGAUGUACGACUUUAGAGCCUGGCGGCAUGGCACCAAAUCAAAGCAAGCCAUAUAUUGGCUGCAUGCUUUUAUUAUUCUGCUUGGCGGGUUCAUGGUUAUUGGCGGAACUUACAGUGUGGCAGUGACACUUCGCGAGGCAUAUGCGGAUGGGAGUAUCGGCAAGCCUUUCAGCUGUGCGGAUAACUCAGGAUCGUAA
Molecule: messenger RNA, 1381 nt
Organism: Penicilliopsis zonata CBS 506.65
Lineage: Eukaryota; Fungi; Ascomycota; Eurotiomycetes; Eurotiales; Aspergillaceae
Exons: 5
Coding region: 47-1381 (444 amino acids)
Biological process (GO): amino acid transmembrane transport
Cellular component (GO): vacuolar membrane
Molecular function (GO): amino acid transmembrane transporter activity
Source: RefSeq, a predicted model, not a curated record